ACGAAAACUUCCGGCCCUUAAACAGGACGGACCGGAAGCAGCGUGAGGUUACAGGAUUCUUUUCAGUGGUGCGACUCUGAAACCAUUCUGUUCCUCUGAGGUUUUUGGCACAGAGAGAAAAUGUUUAGAAACGCUUCGGCACAGAUGUUUAGGCAGGUGGUGCGGCACGUGAGCACAGACCAAAGUCUCAUCCUGGAGAGAUCGAUCAACCGCGUGCAGCUCCUAGGCCGCGUGGGUCAGGACCCCGUCAUGAGGCAGGUGGAGGGCCGUAACCCGGUAACCAUCUUCUCCAUGGCAACCAAUGAGAUGUGGCGAUCCGGGGAGGGAGAGGGGGGCUCGCAGAGUUCACAGCAAGGCGACGUCAGCCAGAAGACCACCUGGCACCGGGUGUCCAUAUUCAAACCGGGCCUGAGGGACAUUGCGUACCAGUACGUCAAGAAGGGAGCUCGCAUUCUGGUGGAGGGGAAGUUGGACUACGGCGAGUAUGUAGACAAGAAUCAGGUCCGGCGCCAGGCCACCACCAUCAUCGCAGACAACAUUGUCUUUCUGAGUGACAACGUACGAGAACGACAAUGAAGAAGAGAAGUUGUUUUUUCUACACCCACUAUGGAAAGAAGUCCCCCCCAGCCCCAUCUUGACUCAUUUUCUUAGAUCGUUCUUCAGUAAAACGUCUGAGGACUUCAACACUGACCAGAAAGAGGGGAACAGAGGAGCUCUGUUUGUAUCCACUUUUUAAGGGGACAGAAUAUAGUGCAACACAAUGCAUCGUGUGACUUUGGCGCCCUCUAGUGGUAAAGGAAGCAGAAAGAGGUCUACUGUUUAUGUCAUGGGUAAACUGUCUGAUACUUACAAAUAUAUAUACAUAAUCCCAUAUGUUCUCUAUAUUAUGGAAUUCACUGUAUUAAAAUGAAUGUGACAAGCAGAUGCAACAGAGUUAGUUAUGGUUUGGUAGGAAGACAAUAGAACAACCAGAGCAUAAUGCUUUAAGCAAUUAUGAUGUAUUAAAAAUGUUACGUCAUCAAUAUGGAUAUUUGAAUCCAUUGCUGAUCAUGUCCAACUCUUUAAAAAACAUCUAACCAAUGUCUGAUUUGCUGGUUUUCUUUUUUGGAUCGGGCUUUACGUCAAACCUUUUCCAAAUCGAGUUUAACAAAACAGUGAAAGUGCUGGAAUGACUGAAGGGAUUUGCAACAAAUAGUAUAGCAACGAUAAAUAUAAAGAUAUCUGACCCAACAACAACUGCCCCCAUUGCUGUUCAUAUAAAGGAAGGUUUGAGUUACAGGAAGUCUGUAUUCUGUUGUUUAUUCUAACAGUAAGACUGCUAUCUUGUUACAUUUCCUGAUUCUUAUGGUGAUAACCCCGCCGAUUCCUAGUCACUCUAUCAAUUCUCCCAAAAAAAAUUGUGGAUGCAUUUAGGAGUAUCAUUUCCUUGUUUUUGGUGUCUGAAGUUGGUAUUAGUUUUUUUAUUCCACUUGGAACAAAAGUAUUUUUUUCUUUUUUUUGUCUGGUUUAUUUUAUGCCUCUCUAUUCCUUAAAUAAGUCCUAUAGUCACGAUGCGGUGACCCUUUCAGUUGUGCAAAAUGUGGUUGUUGCUUAUAUUGCGGCCAAGUCAGUUGAAUUUCCUUUAGCAGGCAAACCAAAAAGUUUCAGCAAGUCAUUCAUUGUUUGCUAUUUGUUGUCUUGGUUGACAGAUCUAUGUUGUAAGGCAAACAAAAUUAAUUUUUGUAUAUGAAUACAACAUUUCUUCGGCACACAAAUGGAUUUAUUUAUUUCGUUUUACUUUAAGGAAUUAACUUGCUAUUCACUGUCGGUCGAAAUUGUGAAUGGAUUACCAGAGGGCAUUAAUAUGCAUGUUUUCUUUAUAGAAGUUCAAACUACUUCACUUUUUUGCAAUGAUGACAUGUAUUUGGCUGCAAGCAGUGUGGAACACGUUCUGCGUUGGCCUACUUUAAUUUCCCAUGGCUCAUAGCACUUAAACCAUCUCAAUGCCACCCCUGGUUAAGUUAUUUUUACUUUUAUCUGGAUAAUAUCUUUAAAGAUGUAUUCAAAUGCAUGCCAUCUUAUCUUUUUUGACAGACAUUGCCCACUCUACAUUUUCUGUAAUGAUUAAAACAAGGUAUACAUUA
Gadus macrocephalus (Pacific cod) is the source of this 2123-nucleotide messenger RNA. RefSeq names its product single-stranded DNA binding protein 1 (gene ssbp1). The transcript has 7 exons. The record is from RefSeq and is a predicted model, not a curated record. Gene Ontology annotation, biological process: positive regulation of helicase activity; mitochondrial DNA replication. Gene Ontology annotation, molecular function: single-stranded DNA binding. NCBI's taxonomy places the organism in Eukaryota, Metazoa, Chordata, Actinopteri, Gadiformes, Gadidae. Gene Ontology annotation, cellular component: mitochondrial nucleoid. Bases 121 to 576 code for a protein of 151 amino acids.